AUGCCGGCGGGCGCCGAGGAGCCGGCGGGCGUCGAGGAGCAGCCGCCCGCCCAAGGCCCGCCGGCGGCAUCUGAGAGACCGCCGCCUUCGGGCCGCCGCCGUCCGCCCCUGGCCGCCGCCGAUCAGGGGGAGGAGUCUGGAGGCAGCCGUGUGCUAAGGGGUGGCCGGGAACGGGGCCGGGCCGCUGCCGCCUCGGCCGUGGGGGGAGCCGCUGCCGCCGUUUCUCGCCGUCGUAAGGCCGAGUAUCCUCGGCGCCGGCGGAGUAGCCCCGGUGCCCGGCCCGCCGCCGAGCAGCUCGCCGCCGAAACGUCACCCGCGGCCAAGAAGGCUCCUCGGGCCGGAUGCACAGAUAAAGCAGCUGGUAAAGAUCCCAAAGAAGAGAAGGAGGAGGAGGAGGAGGAGGAGGAGGAAGUCUCCAGCGUGCUCAGCCAUGGCUCUCCUGCCAGCGCAGCCAGGCCCAGCAGGAGCUGGCGCAGCAGCAGGGCAGCCGCUGGGCGCCAGCGUGACCCUGAGCUCUCGCGUGCGGCCCGGCCCAAGGCUGCCUCCCUGCAGCUCGUCUGCAAGUCGGAGCCAAACACAGACCAGCUGGAGUAUGAGGUCACGGAAGGGCAUCAGUCUCCAGCUGGAAUCAGUGAAGAUGAGGAGGAGAUGCUCAUCAGUGAGGAAGAAGUUCCCUUCAAAGAUGAUCCAAGAGAUGAAACGUACCGGCCCCAUCUAGAGAAGGAAGCACCAAAGCAGAGGAGAAAAGCUAACAAGGUGAAGGAGGAAAAAGAAAAGCAGAAAGAAAUUAAAGUAGAAGUGAAAGAAGAGAGUGAGUUUCAGGAAGAUGAAGAACCACCAAGGAAGAGGGGAAGGAGGAGAAAGGAUGACAAAAGUCCAAGGCUGCCCAAGAGGAGGAAGAAGCCUCCAAUCCAGUAUGUCCGCUGCGAGAUGGAAGGCUGUGGCACAGUCCUUGCUCACCCACGUUACCUGCAGCAUCACAUAAAGUACCAGCACUUGCUGAAGAAAAAAUAUGUGUGUCCUCAUCCCUCCUGUGGUCGGCUCUUCCGCCUCCAGAAGCAGCUCCUGCGGCACGCCAAGCAUCACACAGAUCAAAGGGAUUACAUCUGUGAGUACUGUGCCCGAGCCUUUAAGAGUUCUCAUAACCUGGCAGUGCACCGAAUGAUCCACACGGGCGAGAAGCCCUUGCAGUGUGAGAUCUGUGGCUUCACCUGCCGGCAGAAGGCUUCCCUCAACUGGCACAUGAAGAAGCACGAUGCAGACUCUUUCUACCAGUUCUCCUGCAACAUCUGUGGCAAGAAGUUUGAGAAGAAGGACAGCGUGGUGGCCCACAAGGCCAAGAGCCACCCCGAGGUGCUGAUCGCCGAAGCGCUGGCUGCCAACGCAGGUGCCCUCAUCACCAGCACUGACAUCCUGGGCACUAACCCCGAGGCCAUCGCGCCUCCCACCGACGGCCAGGGCCUCCCCCUGCUUCCUGACCCCCUGGGCAGCACUGCCCCAGCGGAGUGCUUGCUGCUGGGCCCCGACGGGAUGCCAAAGCCCUACUGUGGCGGGGCGGAGCGCGUCAGCCUGGUGGCCGACAGCAAACUCUUUGUGGGCAGCGGCAGCAGCGCCAACCCGGAGGGGCUGGUCAUGAACACAGAGAUCCUGGGAGCCACCACGGAGGUGCUCAUUGAAGAUUCAGACUCCGCUGGACCCUAGUGUGGGUGGGGAGCACCUUGGGUGCUGGGACGCUGUAUUUAAAAAGAGGAAAAGAAAGAAACAAACGAAAACAGAGACACUGAAAGAGAGAAAAGUUAAACAAAACUUACAGUACUAGUAAAUAACCGAAGGGUCUGCUCCCCUCCAGUGUGGAUCACAGCACAUCCUCUUUCUUCCAACCACUUCUCUCUCUCUCCCACUGCUCCUUUGUAGGAAGGGGCAGGUGCUGCCAUUACCAGAGCAAGCUGGACUGAGUGAGGGAUUUCUGCA
Molecule: messenger RNA, 1971 nt
Organism: Indicator indicator
Lineage: Eukaryota; Metazoa; Chordata; Aves; Piciformes; Indicatoridae
Gene: ZFP91
Product: ZFP91 zinc finger protein, atypical E3 ubiquitin ligase
Exons: 11
Coding region: 1-1701 (566 amino acids)
Biological process (GO): regulation of transcription by RNA polymerase II
Cellular component (GO): nucleus
Molecular function (GO): transcription coregulator activity
Source: RefSeq, a predicted model, not a curated record